This is a messenger RNA of Perca fluviatilis (European perch), 3590 nucleotides long. RefSeq names its product NACHT, LRR and PYD domains-containing protein 3-like. The record is from RefSeq and is a predicted model, not a curated record. The transcript is spliced from 10 exons. Lineage: Eukaryota; Metazoa; Chordata; Actinopteri; Perciformes; Percidae. Gene Ontology annotation, molecular function: protein binding. Bases 294 to 3509 code for a protein of 1071 amino acids.
CUCCUCCUGAUGAAGCUGAAACAGGUUUGUUGUUUUGCUGUCAGAGACAAAGGUUUCAGUCGACACACACGAUAAGAUGUCUCGGUGUCCCAGAGGUCUUCCAGGUCCAGCUGCAGCGUGAGAAACCCUCCAAUCAGAGCAGACAGGACCCAUCAGAGACCAGACCCUGCUGAACCUGAACCUGAACCUGAACCUGAACUUGAACUUGAACUUGAACUUGAACCCAGCUGUGUGUAAAUGAAGAGUCACCGCUACUUUAAAAAAGAAGGCGACCUGACCUCGAGUGAAUAGAAAUGGAGGACAGAGGAUUGAUGGAGAGACUUGAAUGGCAGAAGGAGCAAAUUGAAAGGGAAAUUGAAAUGUUAAGAAGAAGAUUGAGGACCCAGCAGAAACCAGAGUCUCCUGAACCUGAACCUGAACCUGAACCUGAACCUGAACCUGAACCUGAUCCUGAACCUGAACCUGAACCCAGCUGUGUGUCCUUCGAGAGUGACCGGUCAUAUCAAGACCUCAUUGACUUUAAAGGAGAGCAACCCUCUGAUGAAAAUAGGGUGGACCAGGAGAGCUCAGAGGUUCCCAGUGUUCAUUCUGUCCAGCAGCAUCAAACACACCUGGACUCCAUAUUUAUGCUGCUGGAGGAGAACAUCAUCACUUUUGUAAAGAACGAGCUGAAGAAGAUCCAGAAGCUUCUGAGUCCAGAUUACCCAGAAUGCUCAGAGAGUCAGAGGGAGGAUGAGGAUGAAGAGCAAAGGAGCAGCAGAGAGGCAUUUCUGAAGAUCACACUGCACUUCCUGAGGAGAAUGAAGCAGGACGAGCUGGCUGACUGUCUGCAGAGCAGAAGUCCAGCAAUAGUUUGUCGACGUAAACUCAAAUCUAAGCUAAACAAGAAGUUCCAGUGUGUGUUUGAGGGGAUCGCUAAAGCAGGAAACCCAACCCUUCUGAAUCAGAUGUUCACAGAGAUCUACAUCACAAAGGGAGGGACUGCAGAGGUCAAUGAAGAACAUGAGAUCAGACAGAUUGAAACAGCAUCCUGGAAACCAGACAAACCAGAAACAACAAUCAGACAUGAAGACAUCUUUAAAAUCCCACCUGGAAGAGAAGAACCAAUCAGAACAGUGAUGACAAAGGGAGUGGCUGGCAUCGGGAAAACAGUCUUAACACAGAAGUUCACUCUGGACUGGGCUGAAGAAAAAGCCAACCAGGACAUCCAGUUCACAUUUCCAUUCACCUUCAGAGAGCUGAAUGUGCUGAAAGAGAGAAAGUACAGCUUGGUGGAACUUGUUGAUUACUUCUUUAGUGAAACCAAAGAAGCAGGAAUCUGCCGGUUUGAAGAGUUCCCGGUUGUCUUCAUCUUUGAUGGUUUGGAUGAGUGUCGACUUCCUCUGGACUUCCUCAACACUGAGAUCCUGACUGAUGUAACUGAGUCCACCUCAGUGGGUGUGCUGCUGACAAACCUCAUCAGGGGGAAACUGCUUCCCUCUGCUCGCCUCUGGAUAACCACACGACCUGCAGCAGCCAAUCAGAUCCCUCCUGAGUGUGUUGACAUGGUGACAGAGGUCAGAGGGUUCACUAACCCACAGAAGGAGGAGUACUUCAGGAAGAGAUUCAGAGACAAGAAGCAGGCCAGCAGAAUCAUCUCCCACAUCAAGACAUCACGAAGCCUCCACAUCAUGUGUCACAUCCCAAUCUUCUGCUGGAUCACUGCUACAGUUCUGGAGGAUGUGUUGAAGACCAGAAAGGGAGGAGAGCUGCCCAAGACCCUGACUGAGAUGUACAUCCACUUCCUGGUGGUUCAGUCCAAAGUGAAGAACAUCAAGUAUGAUGGAGGAGCUGAGACAGAUCCACACUGGAGUUUAGACACCAGGAAGAUGAUCAAGUCUCUGGGAAAACUGGCUUUUGAGCAGCUACAGAAAGGCAACCUGAUCUUCUAUGAAUCAGACCUGACAGAGUGUGGCAUCGAUAUCAGAGCAGCCUCAGUGUACUCAGGAGUGUUCACACAGAUCUUUAAAGAGGAGAGAGGACUGUACCAGGACAAGGUGUUCAGCUUCGUCCAUCUGAGUGUUCAGGAGUUUCUGGCUGCUCUUCAUGUCCAUCUGACAUUCACCAACUCUGGAGUCAACCUGCUGGCAGAAGAACAAACAACAUCAACACAGUUCUACCAGAGUGCUGUGGACAAGGCCUUACAGAGUCCAAAUGGACACCUGGACUUGUUCCUGCGCUUCCUCCUGGGUCUUUCUCUGCAGACCAAUCAAAAUCUUCUACGAAGUCUGUUGAGACAGACAGGAAGUAGCUCAGAGACCAAUCAGGAAACAGUGGAGUACAUUAAGAAGAUCAGUGAGAAUCUUUCUACAGAGAGAAGUAUCAAUCUGUUCCACUGUCUGAAUGAACUGAAUGAUCGUUCUCUAGUGGAGCAGAUCCAACAGUCCCUGAGAUCAGGAAGUCUCUCCACAGAUAAACUGUCUCCUGGUCAGUGGUCAGCUCUGGGCUUCAUCUUACUGUCAUCAGAAGAAGAUCUGGACGUGUUUGACCUGAAGAAAUACCGGGCUACAGAGGAUGUUCUUCUGAGGCUACUGCCAGUGGUCAAAGCUUCCAACAAAGCUCUACUGAGUGGCUGUAAUCUGUCAGAAAGAAGCUGUGAAGCUCUGUGCUCAGUUCUCAGCUCCCAGUCCUCUAGUCUGAGAGAGCUGGACCUGAGUAACAACAACCUGCAUGAUUCAGGAGUGAAGCUGAUCUCUGUUGGACUGAAGAGUCCACACUGCACACUGGAGACUCUCAGUCUGUCAGGCUGUCUGAUCUCAGAGGAAGGCUGUUUUUCUCUGGUAUCAGCUCUGAGCUCCAACCCCUCCCAUCUGAGAGAAGUGGACCUGAGCUACAAUCAUCCAGGAGACUCAGGAGUGAUGCUACUGUCAGCGGGACUGGAAACUCUCAGGGUGGAGCCUGCUGGAGUCAGAUGGUUGACACCAGGUCUGAGGAAGUAUUCCUGUGAACUCACACUGGACACAAGCACAGUGAACAGAAAACUCAAACUGUCUCACAACAACAGGAAGGUGACACGUGUCAAGGAGGUUCAGCCAUAUCCUGAUCAUCCAGAGAGGUUUGACAACUGUCUUCAGCUGCUAUGUAGAGAGGGUCUGACUGGUCGCUGUUACUGGGAGGUUGAGUGGAGAGGAUGGGUUUAUAUAUCAGUGAGUUACAGAGGAAUCAGGAGGAGUGGAGACAGUGUUGACUGUUGGUUUGGAGGUAGUGAUCAGUCCUGGAGUCUGAGGUGCUCUGAUGGUAGUCGUUACUCUGUCUGGCACAAUAAGAGAGAAACAUCCAUCUCCUCCUCCUCCUCUAUCUCUGAUAGAGUAGCAGUGUAUGUGGACUGUCCUGCUGGCUCUCUGUCCUUCUACACAGUCUCCUCUGACUCACUGAUCCACCUCCACACCUUCAACACCACAUUCACUCAGCCUCUUUAUCCUGGGUUCUGGGUUGGUUCUGGUUCCUCAGUGUUUCUGUGUUCUGUGUAGGACGGAGAGUCUCCUCCUGUUUCUCACUGCUGAUCAGUUGAGUCUGUACAGGAUCACACUUAAAGAAAUAUUUCAGGUUAU